GGGCAAAAGAGCAGAGGGGAAAGUUUUGAAGUUUUGAGAAGGUAGUGUGGUGAGAGACGUUGUGAGCGAGCAUGGGAAGCAGAAUCGGAAGAAGGGUGGUGCAGUUCGCAAACCUACCAAUAAAGCUUUUGAUGCCCAAAACCUUCACCAACAUCCAAGAAAUUGCGCUGAAAACCAUUCCUUCCGCUUCGAAGAUCGAAAUCAAGCGCGUUCUUGAAUCCCUCUACGGGUUCGAGGUCGAGAAGGUUCAGACGUUGAACAUGGAGGGUAAGAAGAAGAAACGGGGCGGGUUGUUGAUCGCCAAACCCGAUUAUAAAAAGGCCUAUAUCACUCUCAAGAACCCGCUCUCCAUUUCGCCCGAUCUCUACCCGAUCCGAAUCAUCGAGGAGGAUAACAAGAGGAUCAACAAACAAACCAAGUCCAGCGUCGUCGAGAAAGAGACCCACGACAGGAGUCACUGGCUCGAUGACAGGAAAGAGGCCCAACAGACCUUCGGGGCCCAACGGUCCUUCCGGGCCCAACACCAUGGGCGUUUGGGUCGCCGCGAGAGUGCCGAUCAUGCUAAGUUCCCCUGGUCAAGCAUGAGGUCUGGUAGUAGUUCUACGAGAUAGUUGAUGCUGUUGUUGUUUUCUAGGUGUUGGUUGUAGCUGUUAACAUAUUUGGUCUGUUGAAAUGUAACAGAAAUGGUGUAAGGUGCGAUGGGUUUCAAUGGGUUUUGUUCAUUAGUGGCGAUUGUGCUAAUAAAUGUUCUACUUAAACUCGGUUGAUUUUGAUUAAGUAGUAUCACAUGUUUCUCAUUCAUGUAUGUUCUUAUUUCUUUGCCAUUGUGUCAGCCAUUUGUACCCAAUUUUGAUGAGUGCAAUAUGCCUUAUCCAUGCCUAUUGAUUUCUAA
This is a messenger RNA of Vigna unguiculata (cowpea), 892 nucleotides long. RefSeq lists its product as uncharacterized. Gene Ontology annotation, molecular function: structural constituent of ribosome. The record is from RefSeq and is a predicted model, not a curated record. Gene Ontology annotation, cellular component: mitochondrial large ribosomal subunit; ribosome. NCBI's taxonomy places the organism in Eukaryota, Viridiplantae, Streptophyta, Magnoliopsida, Fabales, Fabaceae. Gene Ontology annotation, biological process: mitochondrial translation.